Molecule: messenger RNA, 6429 nt
Organism: Zonotrichia albicollis (white-throated sparrow)
Lineage: Eukaryota; Metazoa; Chordata; Aves; Passeriformes; Passerellidae
Source: RefSeq, a predicted model, not a curated record
AGUUUUAAGUUUGGAAUUAAAUAAAGAUAGAGAUGUGGAAAGAAUACAUGGAAGUGGCAUCAACACCCUUGAUAUUGAGCCUGUUGAGGGAAGAUACAUGUUAUCUGGUGGAUCAGAUGGCGUUAUUGUACUUUAUGACCUUGAAAACUUGAGCAGGAAGCCAAGUUACACGUGUAAAGCACUUUUUUCAGUUGGAAGGAGUCAUCCUGAUGUACAUAAAUUCAGUGUGGAGACAGUCCAGUGGUAUCCUCAUGACACUGGCAUGUUUACAUCGAGCUCAUUUGAUAAAACCUUGAAAAUAUGGGAUACAAACACUUUACAACCUGCAGAUAUAUUUCAUUUUGAGGGAACAGUCUAUAGCCAUCAUAUGUCUCCAAUUGCUACAAAGCACUGUUUAAUAGCAGUUGGUACCAAAAGCCCCAAAGUACAGCUCUGUGACUUGAAGUCUGGAUCCAGUUCUCACAUUCUGCAGGGUCACAGACAAGAAGUAUUGGCAGUGUCUUGGUCCCCACGUCAUGAAUAUGUUUUGGCAACAGGAAGUGCUGAUGGUAGAGUAAAAUUGUGGGAUGUGAGGAGAGCUUCUGGAUGUCUAAGUACACUUGAUCAGUACAAUGGAGAAAAGUCCAAAUCAUCUUCUGAGGCAGCAAACACUGCUCACAAUGGGAGAGUUAAUGGUUUAUGCUAUACAAAUGAUGGACUUCACCUGCUAACCGUUGGUACAGAUGAUCGAAUGCGACUCUGGAAUAGCUCCACUGGAGAAAACACCUUAGUAAACUAUGGGAAAGUCUGUAAUGAAAGUAGGAAAGGACUCAAAUUUGCCAUCUCUUGUGGCUGUAAUCCAGAGUUUACCUUUGUUCCGUAUGGAAGUACCAUUGCUGUUUAUACAGUUUUCACAGGAGAACUGAUAACUAUGCUUAGAGGGCACUAUAGUACUGUCAACUGCUGUGUAUUUCAACCUCAUUUUCAGGAACUUUAUAGUGGUAGCAAAGACUGCAAUAUCCUUGCAUGGAUACCAGCUCCACGAGAGCCAGUUCCUGAUGAUACGUCUGAAAAGUCUCUGCCUCAACAACAUGUAAAUCCAGCGUAUGAAGAUGCUUGGAGCAGCAGUGAUGAUGAAGGCUGAAUUUAAAUUAUGAGCUGAUAUAAAAUUGACAUUCAGGCACUGCAUUCACAGGCUUUUACAGAAUUGGACAUUGUUGGAUUUCUCACAACUGGAUUUUAGUUCUGUUAGAGCAAGAAAUGUUUCCACUGUUCUCUGUGUUUCUUUGUCACUGUAAAGUUAAAUCCAAAGGAUUACUUUUUCAUACUUGAUGACUUUUGUACUUAUACAUUGGUAUACUUUAUUGAAGUAUAGUGUUGAACAGCUGAUAAAGAAAAAAUAAAAGACCCUGGGACCAGUCAAAAUUACAUUGCUUCUGUUAUCUUUAGUACAUGAGGAGAUAACCCUUUCAUUUCCAAGACACAUGAUACAGAGAAUUUUCCAUUAAAUAGGGGUAGCUCAGAAAUACUUCCAACUUACUUUUAUCAAUGUCUUGAAGGGGCAGAUUGUAUCCAUUUUCAAGUGCUCAUGUGCUGUGGGAGUCAACAGAUGUUUGUGCCUCCUGUUCUUGCAUUUUCAGUUUUGCAUAUUUAUCUAUAAACGCAGUAUUCUCUUCAGAAGGAGGUAUAGCAGGGAUCCUCUAUUCAAGUAUUUAUAUGGUGACUCUAUCAUCUAAUAUCUGACUCUGCCCCGGAAAGCUAAGAAUAGAAACUGGUUUAGAGUUUUUGUUGCUCCUGUUAGCAGUUUUUAAGGUCAGCCUUCUGUGUAUGAAUCACACAUCUUUAGCAAUCAUGAAGGACUCCUGGACAGAAACAGAGUUGAGGUACUAUACAAGGUAGGGAAUAGAUCACAUUUCAAGUUAAAGAGAUUGAAUGUAAUCAUUCCAAACUGUUUUCAUCUAAAACUUUUUGUGGUCCUAAUGCCUGCUCUGUUUUGAAAAGGAGGAGUUUUGUGGGGUUAUUGUCUCAUCUCAGUCGCUAGUUUGUGCUUCAGACAUAAUGUAGUCUCUGUCACUACAGAGACUAAAGAACGUUUUCAGAUUGCUUAAAGCAUCACCAGCAAGAGUAUUGGUAGAAACAGGUCCAGUAUAAAAGCAACAGCAGGACAAGGUUUGUUGGCAAGGUUCAGUCUUAAGGGCACACUGAGGAAAAGCAGAUGAAAACCUGGACUCAAUCAGUCCUGUCCGAAAUAAACCAAAACCAUGCCACAUAACUUAUAACUGAAGUUAAAUGUGUUAGCAAAGGAUUCAUAAAGGAUUUAGUAUACCACAACAGUAACUUACUUACAGACCUAACUUACAAAUCUAAAGCGAUUAGAGAAUCUAGAGGAGCAGCAUUUCUUGUGCACUUGGUACAGAACAUGCACACGUGCAUGCACACAGGCACAAAGAGCCUGUACAAGGUGAAAAAUUCCCCUCAGAGUAGUGAAAUACCCACUUCAGAUGCCUUUGUGAAAGGUGGAGCCUCAAGAAGUCCUGGGAUCUUCCAAAUACAGCAAACAUGGGAGUUCCCUGGCUCUGAGAGGCCCCACUCACAGGGGCUUUGCUGGUCACAGCUGCUUCUCCAGGAGAGCUCAAAGGGUCUCACUUUGGAACACUGUUUGUAGGGCUGCAAGAGAGGGGCUUUGAUCAUAACAAUGUUCCAUCCUGGCCACACUUUGGGUUGGAAACUUUCUUUGAAAAUCAGAGAAGAAAAUAUAUUAUCACACUUGGGUUCUUAUUCAGGCAAAAAAGUGUCCAAGGCUGAUCCUUAAAACACAGGAGCUCGUUGGACAUUACAAAUUCCUGGGAACAGACAGUGUUUUUACUGGUAAGUAAAGAGAGGCUUAGUCUGGGUGCUGUUCCUAAGGAGCAUUUCUCAGAUCACAUUGGGAGAGGGAAUUGAGGCACUAUUGCGGAAUAAACUUUUAGACAUCCAUUUUUGCCUAAGUUGCACCAUGAAGGAUUCAGCUCAAGAAGAGGUGGGCUGUGAAUUAUUUGUCCAAGUAUCUUCUUAGCCAGAUGCCUUUGGGUUUAGUGUCUCAAACAGUUGAAAAUAGAAAUUAGUUGCCUUGGGGCCUUCUUGCUCCUACUGGCAACUAUUAUCUUCUUCAUAGGAGUCCUUCCAAAUCCUCUUCUGAUAUCAGUUGUUGCUGGUAUUAUUCUCCUUCUUGACUGUUGUCCUCUGCUGGAGGAGAGGUGUUUCUGAUAAGGGAAAUGAGAAACACUUGACCCUCAUUUCAUGUGGGCAAGAAUCCAGACACAUUCUGCAACCCAGCACCUGCAAGCCUUCUACAUAAUGGCAGUUGCUGCCAUGCAGUGUUUAGUUUCCAAGUUUAAAAACCUCUUGGUACUAGCCAGCAUCUCAAACACCAAUUUCUGUGAAAAUUCUACUUUGAAGAUUGAUAUUUUUGCUAUUAUUUCCUUCACUACUUCUUUCUGUAGUUAAGUUUUUAUUUAAGCUUUUUUUGUAGAAAAAGAAUUGUAUUUUAUAUCUUCUGCAUUCCUAUGGCAGCUGUACUUAAUUACUGAGUGUUGGUGUCUUCAGAAUGAAAAAUUUUAAAGAGCAGUAAAGGUAUACUGUAUAUGAUUUUUCACUGCCAAGAACUAGGUACUAAGCCAGCAAUAUCACUUGCAACUGCAAUAUCUUUCUUGUGUGUAAGUUAAAUGUUAAAAUUAAAUCUGAGUUUUCCCCUUUGUUUAUGCCUUUCUGCUUGUAUGCUUAUGGCAUGUAUUUUAAUAGUAUCAAAACUCUUUCAGAACCCAAAGUGGAACAAGUAAAGUGAUAUAGACUUAAUCAUACUUUCCAUUCUUACCCAUUGGUCAGGUAAAAAUCAGACAUCUAAAAAUACAGUCAGGUGUCAAAAUGGGUGCUCUGUUCAUACUGAAAUAAAAUUAUUCACUUGAGAGUCAACUAGCUCAUAGCUAGAUUCUUGCUGUUAAGAACAGUAAAAGUUAAGAGUUUAAGGAGAGAGAGCUUAGGCUGCAAUGAACUGCAUUCUUAUCUCACUAGUGGUACUGGGAUUUAGUCAUACUGUAUCAGAGAACAUAGAGAAUCUAAUCUUAGAUUCUAGAGAAUUUAAUCUCUUCAGGCUGUUCUGGGAAUUGAAUAUUGCUUAGAAGACUUUCUUUGUCUGCCAAGGCAGAGAUUUUUAUUCAAACUUGAUGCAGUAAGUGUCAAAAAGUGGAGAAGAAUUUAUUUGCUCUUACAAGAGAUCAAAGAGUUUUCUUUUCCUUCUAGCCUAAGGAAACAAUGAAGCUGGAAUCAGACUGAUCUAGUCCAACUGAAGACUAAGAGCCUGAGACAAGUGGAAGUUGAGUUCUGUGGAUUCUGUGGAGGCAGUAAGAUAGAACAGUAAGAUAGAACAGUAAGAUAGAUAGAUUAGUUAUGGCUAGGUUAUGAUGCUCAAGUACCUGAUAUUAAGACUGCCAAGAAAAACCUUGUUCUUUUUUUCUUCUAUAUACAGAUCUGAAAGAAAGCAUUAGCACAUGAGAAUUUCUAUAUAACUAUCUCUCCAGUAGAGGGAAUAACAAGUUAACACCAUAUUCUUACCUCCCUUUGCCCUUUUUUCUGUGCCAGGUGUACUAGCUCUUGCACAAAGACUGACAAAUCUUGAAACUUAGGGAUUUGUUUGCCACCUUUUUUGCAUUGAUUGGAUUUCUUGUCAGGCCAGACUUCUCACAAGACACCUGGGGUUUUUUUUUAAUUAAGAAUGAUUUCCUUUGUCAGCUUAGGAUCCAAAAUUUAGGAACCCCAUCAUAGUAAACCUGAAAUAAAAACCUCAGACUUGCCAACGUCAAUAAGAUUGAUUGUUAUGUUUUUCUUCCCAUUUUUUUAAUACCUGUAUUAUAGUUCUUAUCCUACCUUGAAUGUAUACACAUAUAUCUAUGCACAGAAGAUAUAAAAGUACUUGAAAUACCACUGCUUUUGCACCACUGGAGGAUAGUUCUUGGUUUUGUUCUUACCUCAUUUUUACACGGAGGCAAGGGUCUGUUUCACAUAGUUGAGAAUUGUGGGCUCUUUAGUGCACAUGGGCCUGGCAUCUGCCAUAGUGAAUGGGUAAACUUCCUGCUUGGCUUAGUACACACUAAGUUUGCAAUACCUAGUCACAUUAUGGGCAUAUCAGUUAAACAACAACAUCUGUGCAAAUAGAGGUUUUUUAGCAUGGUUAAAGUAGUCCUUAAAGAAAGAACUUGAGUAUUGGCUGCUAAGUGCUAUGGUUAUGCAACUAUUCUCACACUUUUCCACCAAGAUGUGUGCUGAGGUUUUAUGUUCCUGAAAGCAGUAUAUUAGUUUCAGUGGUCAGCAGUUAGUGGUUAUAAUACCCAACUAAACAAAAGUAUGUAAAACAUAUCAAUAAAGUCCUUUUGUGUGGUUAAGGCUGAGUUAUGAAAUGGACAUGUCUUCUUCCAUCCUCCACCUUUGUUAGUCUAUUUUGUAAAAAUAAUGGGAAUGGAGGAUAAAAAGGGAUGACUGAGUGGCCAGGAAUUCAGGCAGGUGCAUAACUACCCCCACAUCUUCAUCCCUUCUAAUCAUGUCUGUGUGUGUAGUCAGCCUUACCCACCAGCCCACAGGCUCUGCCCAGAUGACAGCCAAUGUCAUCCAACAUGCCGGCAGCCCUUAACCACGCCCAGUCCUGCCAAAUUCCACUGAGCCCAAAAGAUUGAAAAAAAAUAUUUGGGGCUAUUAAGGAAGCAUUUUAUUUACACAUGAAAGAAUAUUUUAAUUGCAUAGACAUGCAGCAUUGUUCCUAAUUUUCUUUUUAUCACCAUUUGCCUUCCAACUAAGUUAGAAAAAAAACAAUGUCUUUUUAGUGACAUGUUUUAGCUUUGUGCUAAGGAGUCUUUCAGACACUCACUAAGAUCUGUACACUGGGAACAUUGCAAAUCCACCCUUUUCUUACAGCUGUGAGGCAGAGAUACAUCUGCAGUCCUAAACAAGUUUUGUAAUAAAUUUCCUCAUGCCAAAAUUGAGAUUAUAAUCAGCAGUUUAAAUUGGUCCAACCAGUUAUUUUUACAGCCAUAUGUAAUCUGAAGUAACAUGUUUAAACAAGAACUGGGUAAUGUAUUCAGCAACAAAAAUGAUAUGUAUAUGCCUUUGUUCAAUACAAAAUGGGUCAAUGUGGGAGGCAGAGAAGAGGGGAUUAUUAAAAGAUUUUUUUGCUGUUCUCUUCACAUUUGGAAAAUACUGAGUAUUGUCCCUUUCUAUUGUUUCUAACUGCAAGGCAUUUAUUGAAUAGACUAUUUUACAUUAACUAAAGGUCUUAGCUCCCAGCAUAAUUAUUAAAACUUUCUAUGAAAAUUUUGAAUCCUAUUUUUAGAAAAGUUAUCUCAAAAUACAUAUCAUUAUAAAUGAAGAAAUAUUAUUUUGCUGGAUAUCAGUGACAAGAAUUAAACUCAAAUUGGGUAGACA